CCCCCUCUACACCCAACCAUCUCAACCAUUUUCCAUGUGAUUCGUACUGCCGGAUUGCCCGGAUGGCCAAAUUGUGAAAGGAACCUUGCUCUUCUUGAUAACGUGGAGGAAAGAACAUGCCUCUCUGCGACAUUGGGGGGCCUUAUAAAGCAGGAGCGGGGCCCAGCCCUGACAACAGUCGCACUCAACAGUCCUAGCUAAUAGGAGGUUGCAUAUCUUAGCGCGCCAUGAAAUUCUUGAUUGUCCUCUCCUGCGCCUUGGCUGUAGCAACAGCGGGCUAUGCCAACCCCUACUACUACGCGGCCUUGCAGCAUAUACCAGUACUCACGCCUCAUGGAGUGCCAGUUGAACCGCCAGCGGUGCAAAUCGCUAAGAUCAAUCACUUAGCCGCUCAUGCACAGGCCCAUCUGGGAGUAGGACAUCACCAUGGCGUCCCUGCGGAUACGCCCGAGGUUGCUGCUGCCAAGCUGGCUCACCUACAAACCGUCGCCGCUAAAAGAGCUGGCUACCACGUAGCACCAAUCGCUGCAGCUUCUCACAUCGCACCCCUUAUUGCCGCCGGUCACCCCAUAGAUACUCCCGAGGUACAAGUUGCGAAGGCCGCCCACUUUGCUGCCCACGCGGCCGUCCGAGGACACCUCAGGAAAAGGAGGGCCCUGCCAUAUCCUCUCCAUUAUCCUGUGAUCGACCACAAUGGCGUGCCUGUGGAAACCCCCGAGGUGCAGGCUGCUAAGGCUCACCACUUCCAGGAAUUCGCCAGAGUUGCUCAAAGACCCGGCCAAAACAUCCCAGACUCCGUAGACUACAACUCUCCCCACUACUCAGCGCCAGCACCUCAGUAUCAUGCUCCACAGUUUGCCGCCACACACUACGCAACUCCCCAGUAUACUCCUGCCUACUACAACCACGCUCCAUUGAGGGGACCUGGAGGUCCACCAGCUGAGAUCGGACCUGAUGGACAGCCAUUGGAAACGCCUGAGGUACGAGCUGCAAAAGCCGCCCACUUCGCCGCCUACGCAGCUGUCAGUCAAGGAAACUACGGCCACUUUGGUUGAGGACGUCAAGAUGCAGUGAUUCACUAGGAAUUUGUGAAUAUUAAUACAAAAAGGCUGACGCACGGUAUCUUCGAUUACAAUUUUUCAAUCUAGACUAGUCAAUGCUACAGUAGUUGACGAUAUGCUAGGCCAGUGCAUUAAUUUUGAGUAGGAUCUUUCUAUUUUUUUAUACUUCAGUUACCUGGUAGAAACUAUUUCAGAACGUUAGUGCACUGACCCUUGACGUAAUAAUUGCAUUAUUUGAUACACGUUAUCUUUGAAUAAGAAGAAUACAUUCUCACACUUAAGUCACUCAAAAUGUAUUCCAAGAAAAGAUACGGCUACCAAUUUUGCUAAGGUGGAGCUUCUUGUCGUACAAGAAGGGAAUCUGUUUUGAAGCUGGAGCAACAGCUAUCGUAACCAGCAAAUACGUGCAUUUACUUAACAAUUGUAGCAUAGCCUAGUGACAUCACUGUUGUGAUAGCUCUUAGUGUAAAUAUGCGUUUGUAAAAAAUAUAAUACAGAAAAUGUAAAACAUUUUAUAAAUAUAAAUUUUGUAUGACCAAGAAGCUUUUCACUAUAAAGCCUAAUGAACAAGACAAACCUGGUACUCGGGGGAGAGACCUUCGUUCUUGAUUUUUUUUUCGGAAUCAUGUUUGGUGGAUGCUAGCUAACAUAAGAUAAGAGGUUGCCGGGUAGAAGCUCACUACAAAUUUGCUUAAGCAAUUUUUUAUACAGUAUUGACUGAACGAUGUAGUUCCCUACACCACGAUUCCCCAGCGCGCAAGAGAGCCAGCAUUGCCACAGCUACUGACUUCACACAUUUUUGAGACUCCACCGAAAGGGUGAAAAAACGUAGGUGGGAUCUUCCAGGAGUUCAAAGAAAUAAUGUUAUUCGAUCUUGAACUUUAUGGCCAGCACCUUCUGACCUUUACGGUCAAUUUUAUAAUACGUAGUCCUGUAAUUGGAUUAUUGACGUAUACUUUACUAAAUUAAGACAAGUUACCGGGCUGAAAAUAAUCUAUAUCAUUCACAAUAACAUUACAUGAGUAACUCAUUUCUGACAUGCCGGAUAGGUAUGGGUUUUCAUUGUUGGACAGACAGCUAUUAGAAAAUACAUGUAUAUCACAAUCAGUAUGUCAAAUGUAUAAUGAGAAUAGCAAAUGCCAUGUUUCGAAGUAUAUUUUUAUGAUUGUCUCUUAUCUUCACAUCAGUGAUAAAUUACGUUAAGCAUUUGACCACAUACUUUCCGUGCAUCCAUCCAGCUACUUCGUCGUAAUGUACUUGAGUCUAUCAACAAUGUAAAUUGAAAUAUAACAUUAUGUAAUACGGAAUGGAUACAUAUUUUUUACAGUUCCAUUAAAUAAAGUAUAUUCAAUACCGUUCAGUCUACUGCCUAUUUUUUCAAAAAUUUUG
Messenger RNA from Acanthoscelides obtectus, 2450 nucleotides. NCBI's taxonomy places the organism in Eukaryota, Metazoa, Arthropoda, Insecta, Coleoptera, Chrysomelidae. The record is from the annotation of a GenBank genome assembly.